Pseudozyma flocculosa PF-1 is the source of this 861-nucleotide messenger RNA. RefSeq lists its product as uncharacterized. Bases 1 to 861 code for a protein of 286 amino acids. The record is from RefSeq and is a predicted model, not a curated record. Lineage: Eukaryota; Fungi; Basidiomycota; Ustilaginomycetes; Ustilaginales; Ustilaginaceae. The transcript has a single exon.
AUGAGCUACCUUCCACCCGUCGACCGGCUUCGCCUCCACGCCUCACACCCUUCGACCCGACUACGCACCGACCCAUCAUCGUCGUAUCCCUCCUCGCACCCCUCCGCCUCGUCCUCGUCCGCAUCAAGCAGCGCGCACACCGCACAAAAGCAAGCGCGGCUCCACCUCCUCUCGACACGGCGCUCGCACCUCGCACCGUUACCGCCCUCGGCAUCCCGGGCGGCGCUGACACGGUCGCUGCACGGCUACCCCCCGCUCUACUCGACCGCAGAGGCGGACCAGCUCUCGGACCUCGAAGAGUCCCUAGACGUCCUCAAGGAUACCCUGGUGCGCUUCGGUGAUCGACAUAUCGUCCAGAUCGGAAGGAGGAGGACGCUGCACGAGGAGGAAAUGAGCGACGACGAAGACGCACGUCGCCCCUCGGCCUCGUUCCACCACGGGGCGGCGGACGAUGUCGAGUCCGAUAGUCCGCACCUCCUCGUCGGUGGCGCCGGUCGAGGAGCGAUACCAAACGGCCGCAUCCAUGGCCACGCCGACGACGACGAUCACGAAGGCGGAGGUGGAGAUGUCGAAUACGGCGACCCCCGCGCCCUCGCCAUCGACCCGGAAGGCGCGCCGGCAACCGUCACCACCCGGCACACGGGCCACGCAGCCGCCGAGGCGGCAAGACGGCAGAUGGAGGCCGCAGAGCGCAGAAUCAGAGAGGCCGAGGCCGAAGCCACUCGCGCCGCCGCCGUCGCCAACGCCGCCAGGUCCACCGCACAGAGGCAGGCCGCCUUCCAGCUCGAGCAGGACGCCGUCGACCUCGACGCAGACGUAGAGGACCUCGACGACGACGGCGACGACGUCGACUACGACUGA